This is a messenger RNA of Musca domestica (house fly), 4755 nucleotides long. Its product is annotated as cytosolic endo-beta-N-acetylglucosaminidase. Gene Ontology annotation, biological process: protein deglycosylation. Lineage: Eukaryota; Metazoa; Arthropoda; Insecta; Diptera; Muscidae. The coding region runs from base 221 to 2038 and encodes 605 amino acids. Gene Ontology annotation, cellular component: cytoplasm. The record is from RefSeq and is a predicted model, not a curated record. Gene Ontology annotation, molecular function: mannosyl-glycoprotein endo-beta-N-acetylglucosaminidase activity. The transcript is spliced from 5 exons.
GUUACCCGGCACAAGAGAAUAAAAACAAAAUCUCAAAAACACACAAUCAGUUUUGGACGUAAGCCAGAAAUAAAAAAACACGAAAAAGAUAUAAAAAAAUAAUAAGUGGACGCGAGUGAAUGCAAAGACAAACGUAAACAUUUUGUUGUUAUUUCGUUUUAAUUAGUUUUUUUUUGUUGUAGUAAACAAACAGAGACAACGUUAUUAAAACGGCCCUAUAAUGUGUGAUAACAAAGAUGAGUGUUGCAAUAAAUUAGAAGCUGAAGCCAUUCACACCAAUGAACAGCUAUUGGCAUUCAAUGUGCGCAGCAAAGAUGUCAAUUGGCAUGAAUAUGUUACGCCCAAGAAACCCAGAUCCUCACCGGUCUAUCUACAGAGGCAGUUUAAUUUGAUUAGCAAUUAUCGUGAACCAAUUGGCAAUCAUAAUCGACGAAAGGUGUUGCUGUGCCAUGACAUGAUGGGCAAUUACUUGGAGGACAGACAUUACCACUCGUCGAAGAAAUAUGAUGACUAUCGUUUCUAUCACUGGUCAGCCGUGGAUUAUUUUUGUUAUUUUAGUCAUAAAUAUAUCACAAUACCACCUUGUGGUUGGAUAAAUGCUGCCCAUAAACAUGGUGUCUCUGUAUUGGGUACUUUCAUAACGGAGGGUUCGGAUGGAGCCAAACGUUUACACGACAUUCUGGCAUCAACGGAAAUGAUAGACAAUAUUGUGGACGCUAUGGUGAAAUUAUGCAAACAUUACCACUUUGAAGGUUGGCUCAUCAACGUUGAGUGCAAAGUGGAAUCGGAUUCAAUGGAAAAUUUAUAUUACUUUCUAAAUCGACUACGUGAAGCCGUCGAACAGCAUGUCGAGGCGGGUGUUGUCUUCUGGUAUGACAGUGUCAUCGAAACUGGUCAGUUGUCAUGGCAAAAUGAGCUCAAUGCCAAGAAUGUGCGUUUCUUUAGGUCAACCCAUGCCACGCUCAUAAAUUACAGCUGGGACGACAAGAGCCUUGAACAGACACGCUCACUGUGCGAACAGGAACGGGCUCACAGCCAAAGUGUUUUCUUUGGCAUUGAUGUAUUUGGCCGAAAUCAAAUUGCGAAAUUUCAAAGUAAACGAACCUUGGCACGCAUUGCCAAAAAUCGCUUUUCCGUUGGCAUCUUUGCCCCAGCCUGGACAUAUGAAACGUUGCAACAGUUCGGCUAUAAUAUAAAACAGGAGACGGGCGAUGAUGCUGUAAACGAGACGUUUCUACUGAGAAAUGAGAAAUUCUGGUGGCUGUUAUGGGAUCAUUUGGCAACGCAUCCAUACAAUACAUUGGCAUUCUAUACGGAUUUUUGUAUGGGUUCGGGCAAGCGAACCUAUGUAAGUGGCCUGCCCAAGGCAGCCGUGGAAGAUGGCAGUGAGGCGGCCGCCAGUGAAUCGGAGGGAUUUUUCAAUUUAUCGCGGCAAUCGUUGCAACCAUCAGUGCCACUGCACGACUUGGCGACACGACACUAUGAUGAUGCCUUCAACGGCGGCUCGUGCCUUCGCAUUAGCCAGUGUGACAGCAGUUUUCGUUUGUUUGCCACCGAUUUUAAACUUCCCGGCGGUGGUUUGGUAUUUGCCUAUGCCUACAAACUCAGCCCCCAGGAUGGUGAAUUCGAUUGUAUUCUGCGUUUUUGUACCAGCAAUAAUGCCCGUGAUUGUUAUUUGUUUUUGGGAGAUUACUACGAUACAGUGAGUUUACAGCGAGGACGCUGUUAUGUGUCACCGUUUAAGCCCAAAUACAAUGAGCUUUUGAGUGGUCCAUUGGAAUGUCCACAGAUACCAAAGGAUAUGGCCUUCCCGGAUUUCCAGGCCAAUGGUUGGCGCGUUCGCUAUUAUGUGGUGGAGUUUGAUGGUGGCAUACAGGUCAAAGAUAUUGGUGUUCUGUAUCGUAAAACGCCAGAGGCUCGCGACACCGCCUACUUGGGUGCAGUCUACCUGAAUGAAUUCAAUGUAAAUCAUCAUGAUUUCCCCGUUGAUAGUAAUAUUGCCUUAAUACAAGUCUAUGGAGGAGAUUUACUUAACUGACAAGAGGAAGUGCGGACCAUUAUAACGGAUGACGAUGAUGAUGUAGAAGAUAUUUAGUCAUAAAUCGGAAAUGAAAUAAGAAAAAACGAAUUAAAUACAAAAAGCUUUUAUCGAUAGCUAUAAGAAGGAGAGGGGAGAAGGAAAUGAAGGCAGGGAAUUUUUAUUCUGGAGUAGUACAAGAAGUUUAUGAGUUAACAAAAUUUGCGAUGUGUGGUGAUUUAGUCCAGUUAGUUAAAUUCUUUAUUAAAAUGGAAACAAUUAAAAUUUUCAAAAUCGUAUUCAAAUUCUAUGGAAAAUCUAUUUUUAUACCCUACCCUAUUUUUAUACCCUGACCACUAUCAUGGUAUUAUGUCGUUGGGCAUUUGUUUGUAACAUGGAGAAGGAAGAGAGAUAGACCCAUAGUUACUUUUGAGGAUCUUCUUGGAUUACUUUCUGAGUGGAUUUAUGUCAGUCCGUACGUGUAUUUUUGUAAAUAAAAUGCAGGUCGCUUUUAUUAUCCGUUUGAGAGGACAUUUUCCAAACAAUAUUUGUUUAACCCAAGGACGAACCCAAUUGAAAUUGGUGUGGAUCGCUUGAAAUCUAGAUAUAGCUCCCAUAUAUAUCUUCAACCCAUUUGGGAUUUUCAGUCCCUCACAUGCGUAAUAUAUACCGCACAACAAAAAUAAUUUGUACCAGAUAUCAGAUACAGCUCAGAAAUAAGUGUUUAAAAUUUUGUCAGGAUCGGUUUUAAUUUGGAUAUAGCUCCCAUGUAUAUAUCGUUAUCCGAUUUCAAGGUUUUACACACAAAAUUGCUAAUAUCAGCCCAAAUGUAGUAAAUCUUGGCAAUUCCGACUGAAUUCGUCCUAGAAAAAAUUACUUCAAAUUUGUUGAAAAUCGGUUCAGAUAUUUUAGUCCCUCACAUGCGUAAAAUACACCCCACAACAAUAAUCUUUGGUACCAGAUUUCAGAUACAGCUCAGAAAUAAGUGUUUAUAAUUUUGUCUAGAUCGGUUCCGAUUUGCACAUACCUCCCAUAUAUAAAUCUUUAUCCGAUUUCAGGGUUUUAUACACCAAAUUGCUAAUAUCAGCCCAAAUGAACUAAAUUUGGCAAUUCCACCUGAAUUCGUCUUAGAAACAAGUACUUUAAAUUUUGGUGAAAAUCGGUUCAGAUAUAGCUGUAGCUCCCAAAGACCCUCAAAUGUUUAAUAUGCACUCUACAACAAUAAUCGUUGGUACCAGAUAUCAGAUACAGCUCAGAAAUAAGUGUUUAACAUUUUGUCUGGAUCGGUUUAGAUUUGGAUAUAGCUCUUAUAUAUAUCUUUAUCCGAUAUCAGCUUUAUUGUGCACCAAUUGUUAAUAUCAGCCCAAAUGGACUGAAUUUUGGCACAUCCGACCGAAUUCGUCCUAGAAACAAGUACUUCAAAUUUGGUGAAAUUCGGUUCAGAUAUAGCUAUAGCUCCCAUACAUAUGUUUCAUCCGAAUUGGGAUUUUAAGUGCCUUACAUGCGUUACAUACACCCCACAACAAUAAUCGUUGUUACUAGAUAUCGGAUACAGCUCAGAAAUAAGUGUUUAAAAUUUUGUCAAGAUUGGUUUAGAUUUGAAUAUAGCUCCCAUACAUAUAUCGUUAUACAAUUUCAGGGUUUUGGUGCACCAAAUGGUCAAUAUCUGUCCAAAUGACCUGAAUUUUUGCACAUCCGACCGAAUUAGUCCUAGAAACAAAUUCUUCAAAAUUUGUGAAAAUCGGUUCAGGUAUAGCUAUAGCUCCCAAAUAUAUGUUUCAUCCGAUUUGGUGUUAAAGGCCCUCACAUGCUUAAUAUAAACUCCAAAAAAUCGCUCAAAUUUAAUGGGACAAACCUGGACCUCUUGCUUUGAAGUUGUCCUUUUUAUUGGUAGAAACCCCGAUGCCUUUUCCAUAUCAAAACCCAAAUUGUUCAGUACUAGCUCUGAGUUUUGAUUAGAACACCCACUUGAUCACAUUCUCUGGACUAGAUCACUACACAUAUAAAUUUUGACUUAAAAAUAUGUAAAAAUCUCUCUUGUAUGUUAUUGAAAAUUUGUUAUAAUUCGUAUGUUGUUGUUGUUUGCUCAAUCUACUGCCAAAAUGUAAGCUUUAAAUUAAUCAACAAAAUUUGUUCAAUAUAAAAUAGCUUUAAAGGCCGAAAUACAUAAGAGACUUAAGUCAUCGACUGACAGUAAAAAUUAAAGAAAUUAAAGGGAAUUCCAAACCCGAAUCUGAACAAGGUCACUCAAAUUUUAUAUUCUUUCACAUUAUAAAAUAUCUGAUGACUUAAGCGAGAACAACAUUUACUUAUGUUUAUUGGCCUGCACAAAAUUUCCGCAUUUAAAUAUUUCAAAAUACUAUCUAUUGCAUUUGACCUGCACCUACACCUACCAAAUUCCCUUUCACUGCACUUCUACACACAUAUUUCCUUCCUCUUUGCUUAAAAAAACGAAAACGAAAACAAAAACAAUUUAAGAACAAUCGCUUUUAUAUUAGAUCUUAUAAUUAAUCUUAAACAAAAAAAAAAUUACAUCUAAAAAAACAUGUGUUGUUGCCCAUUCGACAAUGCUAUUCGCCAUUAGCCAAAUUACAUGAAAAACAAAAACAAGUAUUUUAUAGGUAUUUCAAAUUUAUAUACAAAUUUAUAAUUGUACCUAUUAUAUAUAUAUUAAUUAUAGUCAUCUUUUUUACAAAAAUGUCAUAAAUAAAGCUUAUUUUAAAAUUUAAAAAAAUGUA